AUGGACACAUGUGACUGGAGAACACAGUUUCCUUCUGAUUCACGCUCGAACAUCAUCAACAAGAUAUUGGAAACACUAAAGAGGCACCUUCCAUUUUCUGGACCUGAGGGACUUAAUGAGCUCAGAAGAAUUGCUACUAGAUUCGAGGAUAAAAUUUACACCACUGCUGUUAACCAGACUGAUUACCUUCGGAAAAUAUCCGUGAAGAUGUUGACUAUGGAGACCAAGUCUCAAGCUUCAGCUGGUUAUUCGACAUUUCUCCCUGCUGCUAAUUAUGCUACACCCUUGUAUCAGUCAGGCUAUCAUAUGGUCAAUGACAAUUCAAGGACUUCUCUUCCAAAAAGAGAACCUGAUUUGAACAUAGAUGACUGGAGAACUCAACUGCCACCGGAUUCACGCCAAAAGAAUGUCAACAAGAUAAGGGAUUCACUAAACAAACAUGUUCCCAUUUCUGGACAAGAAGGAAUUAACGAGCUCCUGAGAAUUGCUGCCAGCUUCGAGGAAUUAAUUUUCAACGCUGCUAGAAACAAGAUGGAUUACUUUCGCAAAGUAUCCUUCAAGAUGCAGACUAUGGAAGAGGGCGACUAA
Molecule: messenger RNA, 588 nt
Organism: Arabis nemorensis
Lineage: Eukaryota; Viridiplantae; Streptophyta; Magnoliopsida; Brassicales; Brassicaceae
Source: the annotation of a GenBank genome assembly